This is a messenger RNA of Pecten maximus, 478 nucleotides long. RefSeq lists its product as uncharacterized. Lineage: Eukaryota; Metazoa; Mollusca; Bivalvia; Pectinida; Pectinidae. Bases 23 to 325 code for a protein of 100 amino acids. The transcript is spliced from 2 exons. The record is from RefSeq and is a predicted model, not a curated record.
GCGACCACCAUAUCAAAUCGAAAUGGAAGCUUGUGCGUCGGUGGGAAAGACAGAAAAUAUGCAUUUUUUGGUGAACAACUGUGAACACUUUGCUUUCAAUCUGAGAUAUGGCGAGAAAUCUUCUGGUCAGGGCUUUCUCGGAUCACUACUGCUAGGUAGCGCUGCUGUGGCUGUAGGUGGGGUUUCUGGUGGAAUUUUGGCAGGUGCCUGGUUACUCGCCUCGAAGAUCAAAUCAAAAAAGGACGAUGAAUCAAAUGGUACAACACAUAUCCAAGAGUAUGACUGUCCUACUUAUUCAAGGAUCAACAGUUAUAGAUUAAGUUAAAUGUCAUACAGUGUAUUCGUAUUUAGGUGGUUGCCUUUUAGCCGUUGUUGUCAUACGAAGAAGUAUUAACUAUUGAAAUGGAACUUGCAUAUGCAACACGAAAAUACUGAGUUGACGAUCAUCAUUAUGAGAAGAAUAAAAUAAUGUUUCAAU